AUGGCCGCAAGAUCAUAUUCCGUGCCUUCAUUAAAAUUAAAUGAAAUUCCAGACCAUUUAAAAAUUGGUACAUUUGCAUUGAAAUGGCCUGAAGAAAUAAAAAAGUCUCCAACUCCCAUCAUGGUCAAUUUAUCGAUUGAUGCAAAAGGUUUUUAUCUAAUUUGCUUGAAUAAAGCCAAAAAAGAAAACGAAUGUUUUGAUCUUGCAUUGAUCCAUGAUACUCGUACAGGUUCACAAGUAUCACUUCCUUCAGGUCAUGAAUAUUUUCAAAAAAAUAAUAUUGGUGUACUCGAUGUUCCAAUUGCAUCAAAAUGGCUCACAAUUUAUUAUGGUAAUACAUUUGUUGCUUCUGAUAUGCGUUUAAUUCAUUUUUAUUUUGAAUCACCAAGUAUUGCUGAAGAAUGGGCUGAACGAUUAUUUCAAUUUGGACAUAAUCAAAUUUUAAGACAUUUAUCUAGUUUAGGUUGUCUUGAAAAACUUCAUUCAAGAAUUAUUAAUAGUUUAAUUGAUGUAAAUAGAAAAACAAUUUCUGUUCGAAGUUUAAUUCAAUUUUUAUGUAAAAACACUCGUGAUAGUAAUAAAGAAAAAACAAUACUUCGAGCAUUGAACUACUUAAAAUUACCAUGUCAAGUGGAUUCUACGAUCAAUCUAGAUGAAUUUACUUUCAAUAAUUUUUUUCGUCUUUAUAUGCGUCUGAUGGAGUGUCAUGAAAUUGAUAAAUUAUUUGAAUCAUUGGAUAGAAAACGUCAACGAUAUCUUAGUUGGGAAAAUAUGAAAGUGUUUAUUCAAAAACAAAAUGCUGCACUUAACGAUACUUAUACAAUGGAUCUUUAUGAACAAAAAGCUAAAGAUUUAAUUAAAAAAUAUACAGAAUAUGAUGGAAAUUUCAAAGAAAAAGGAAUGUCGAAUGAAUUAUUUCUUCGAUAUUUACUUAGUUUCGAUAAUUUAAUUAUUGAUCCAAAAAAAUUAGAUCUAUGUAUGGACAUGAAUAAACCUUUAGCGCAUUAUUUUAUAUCAUCAUCUCAUAAUACAUAUCUAACAGGAUCCCAAUGGACUGGACGUUCAAGUGUUGAAAUGUAUCGACAAGUAUUAUUAACUGGAUGUCGAUGUAUUGAAUUGGAUGUAGUCGAUUCAGAAAGAAAAAAUGAUGAACCUGAAAUAAAACACAAAAACACACCUGUUAGACCUGUCCUUUUUAUUGAAGUUAUUGUUGCUAUUAAAGAAUACGCUUUUAAAGUGACUCCAUAUCCAUUAAUACUUUCAAUUGAAAAUCAUUGUGGUCCUAAAGCUCAAGCUAAAAUGGCUCAAUAUUUUGUUGAUGUAUUCGGUGAAUAUCUCAUAACAGAACCACUUAAAACACAUCCAUGUGAAGAACAUUAUCCAUUACCAAGUCCAAAUGAUCUUAAAUAUAAAAUUUUAAUUAAAAAUAAAAAAUUAAAUCCAAAUCUAACUUCAAAACUAAACAAUGAAAAUAAUCGACUACUUCCUCGAAAACAAACUACAACAUCAACAACUAGUAGUAGUGAUCAAAGUAUUGAUAUGAGUACAGUUUCAUCAUCUUCGAAAAAUUUAUGUCAUACAACACUAUCAGAUGAAUCAACUAAAAGUAAAGAAACAUUAUUUGAACAAAUGUCUCCAUUGGAAAAUCAUCAACAAUUAGUAAAUAAAAAUCCUCGUUAUUGUGUUCUUAUUGAUGAUGGAAAUUCAUCUGAUGAUGGUACAGAUAUUAAUGAAAUAAAUUCUAAUGAAUAUCAAUCAUCAACUAAUGAUAGAUAUCGUGAAUCAAAAGCAACAAAAGCUAUGUCGGAUCUUGUUCAUUAUAUAGUUCCUGUACGAUUUAAAACAUUUGCAUUAGCAGAAGAACGUAAUAGAAGUUAUGAAAUAUCAUCAUUUUCGGAAGAGAAAGCAUACAAUUUAAUUCGUGAACAAGCAAAAGAAUUUCUUGCUUAUAAUCAACGACAAUUAUGUCGAAUAUAUCCACGUGGUACACGUUUGGAUUCAAGUAAUUAUAAUCCAUAUAUAUAUUGGCCUAUUGGAUGUCAAAUGUGUGCAUUAAAUUAUCAAACAUUAGAUGCCGCGAUGCAGCUUAAUUUAGGUUUAUUUUCAUUUAAUAAUGGUUGUGGUUAUAUAGAAAAACCAUCAGCAUUAUGUCAAUCAAAAAGUUCAUUUGAUCCAAGAAUUCGAAUGAAUGUUGAAAAUGUUGCUGGUUAUCAAAUUUAUAUAAAAGUUAUAUCGGGUCAAUUUUUAUGUCAAGAUCGUGAACCAACAUUUGUUGAUAUUCAAAUGUAUGGAAUGUAUGGUGAUGCAAAUAAACGAAAUGAAUUUCUUGUACGUGCUAAACGUUGGAAUGGUUUUCAAGCUAUUUAUGAUGAUAUAGAUAUUGAUUCAAAUAAAUAUUCUAUUCGAUUUCCAAAUGUUACCUUACCAGAAAUGGCUGCACUUCGUUUUGUUGUUUCAACUGAAGAUGGAACACUUCUAGGACAAAGUUUUAUACCUAUUGCUCAUAUACGUCCUGGUUAUCGUUAUGUUGUAUUACGAAAUCAAAUGAAUAUACCUAUUCAUUCAUCAAGUUUAUUGAUAUUUAUUCAAAUAAAUGUUCAUAUUAAGGCUGAAGAUCAAGACUUUGCUAAUAAACUUGUUGAACCAUUAAAAGAUCAAACUAAGGAUUUAAAUAAAUCAAAUCAAGAUUCAAAUAAUGAAAAAAAUCAAUAUAAUGAUAUUUUUUCGAAAAUGCUAAUAAGAAAUCAUAGUUCAUUUCCGAUUCAACAAGAAAAUACUAGUGCAAAACGAAGUGAAACAACAACAUCAUCAGAUGAAACAAAUUGGUAUCAAAAACAUUUAAUUGCUGCUAGUAGAUUACAUGAUAGAAAAACUUUAUGCAAAGUUCUUUCAUUCAAUGAUAUCAUAUCAAAAGAAGUUGUUAAAAGAGAUGAAAGUAUUCCUAGCAAACUACGACGUAUUUCAAUUGAUUAUCAAAAGAAAAUUGAAGAGAAAGAAGAUCAUUUUCAAAAAUGUCUUAAUCUUCAAUAUGAUGAAACCUAUGUCCAUUCUGACAAUUCAAAUAUGGCAAAUAAUUCAGAAAAUAAAUGUCAAAUAACAAGUGAUAGUCAUAAACAAAAUAUUGAACAAUCUUUACUCACAUUGUAUUCAAAAAAAUUUACUCAACAAGAAGAAUUAGAAUGUGAAAGUUUAAAUGAAUAUUAUGAUAAAAUAGAAAAAUAUAUAAGAAAUGAUUAUAGAAGGCAAAUCAAUCAAAUUGAUAAUAUUCUUCAAGAAGAAAAAUCUCGUGUGAAUGAAUAUGUUCAAUCUCAAAUAAAACGAGAAACAAAUGAUAUUGAAAAAACUGAAAAAGAUCGGAAUCAGAUUACUAUGUUAAAACAAAAAAGUUCUCAAUCGAAUUCAAAAGCUGGUACAUUAACUAGUCGAACGCUUGAAGAAAUGCAUGAAGACGUAAAAGAACAACUUCAAAUAAAUUUACAAACAAAUCUUGAUGAACUUGAAAAACAAAAAGCCAAGGAAAUACAAAAAUGUCUUGAAAAAUAUUUCAAUCAAUUGGAUGAAAUCAAAUCUCAUUUAGAACAGUUGGUAAAUAAUAAUGAAGAUAAUUUACGAUAUGAUAAUUCACCAUCACCAUCAUCAUCAUCAUCAUCAUCACAUGCUUCUAAAAUGAGAAUCAAUGCCUCAUUAGCAGCUAUUUCUCCAUAUACAGUAAAAACUAGCAGAAUAAAUUCAGAACCAAUAUGA
Messenger RNA from Rotaria sordida, 3744 nucleotides. The record is from the annotation of a GenBank genome assembly. Lineage: Eukaryota; Metazoa; Rotifera; Eurotatoria; Philodinida; Philodinidae.